GUAUGCCGACAUGCUCUGAUAAGCGUCUGGGAGUUGAGAUUGAUUGGAAGAAGGUGCAGGCCACCGUGUUGCGCACUUGGCAGCACACAGCGAGCGCACCGAUCCUCCAUGGAUGAACGAAACCUUGAACAACUUCAGCUGACCGAUUCGUGAAUGGAUUCUUAUCGUCCCGCUUUGUUUCUGUUAAGAAGUCUGCACGACCUCCGCAUCUGAGCACACAAGAGACAUUACGCAUCCCUGGAGCGUGGAGCAAAAGGGUCCCUCGAGGUGCGUGCGUACCUAUACGCUCAUCUACUUUUGUGAGGACCUUGGACGUGAGGACGUUUGUUCAUUUUUAAAGUUUUCUUUUGUUUUCAGACCACCAACAACAGGAAGCCAAGACGGUGUACGGAGCAUAAAAGCUGUGACCUGUCUGUCUCUCGGAGAGAGGCUCAGCAGUGCCAUGAAGACCUGAGGCCUGGUGACCCAUGUGUGUCCAACUGAAAACACACACUGAAGAGUUUCUGGCAUUACUGUGGAGUGUGUGUAUUGGUGUAUACACACUGUGCAGCGUUUAAAACACAGUGGAGUUGAGCACCGAAACCAAACAGAAUGAUUCAAUCGCCCAUUUCAUUAUUCCUGCUCGGAGGCCUUUUAGCCCUGUAUCUGAUGGCUCCUGUUCUGAUGGCCUCAACACCAGCCAGUAUGUGCACACCUCUGAAAACGCUCAACGACAGCCUCAGCCACAGGCGGCGGUACAUGAAGCAUAACUUCCCCAUAAACUACUCCAUCAGGGUUUAUCAUGAAGAGAUCUUUAAACUGUCAAAUAUCAGCAGAAUGAGGUUAAAGGUGGAUGGAUUGGAUGAUCUGGUUCUCCAGAGACUGUGGUUCCAAGUCAACCAAGGCGUGUUAAAAAAGAUCAUCCGGGUCAUGCCAGAGAGACAUCCCUCGCGUUCGUACACAGCUGAGGUGGAAAGACGCUUCAGGGAUGCUGAGGGAGUCUUUGUACAGUCACAUCCUGCUGAGGUGUUCCAGCAGGAGCUUCCAGAGACAGUUCAGGACAUUUGGGAUCAGUUAACAGAAGAGUCUGACAGAGUCCUGGAGUCCAAUUGGAGAUUUGCUUCUCCAAAAUCUCUUGUGGACAACUUGUGCCACACUAUGUACUGCCUCUUCAGUGAGUGCUUCUCCAGCACAGAAGCUCAACAGGACUAUUGCGGAGUUCCACAUUCAAAGAGAGGGAAGAAAACUUCCAACCCGAAAGCUGAGAUGGAGCCAGUGGAGUGAAGUUUCUCCCCAUAGACACUGAUCAGCGAUUAGAAUGAUUAUGUCCCUGGAGCUACAAGGAGAAGGGUAAAAGAACAGUUAACCAUGAAAGAACAUCAACAAGUCUUUCCCAAAUGUACCAAACACAGCCAAGAUUGUUGUAUUGACUCAAACCCUGGCAUGACGCCAUCAGCAAAGAAGAUGUAGUAACAGUAACUCCAUCCAGGAUUACUUUAUGAGCACAUGGACUUUCUGUGCUAUUGAAAUAUGGCUCAUCUUUGAGUGGAAGCUUCAGAAUUUCCAAUUCUGUAAUUUACGAGGUAUUUCAAAGACUUUUCCACUGGUAACGACUUAUGUAAGAUGUUUGCUCAUGUUCUCAUCUAUCAGCAAAACUGAUUUAUAAUCAGUACAUUCUUUUCUAAGAUGGAUUGUUUUGAGAAGAAGCUAAUUGGCGAAGGCGUAACUUCACCUGUCAGGGGUCUAUCUCAGCUAAAAUACACUCAUCUGUUCUCACGAACCAACUUCCAGCUUUAAAUUUUAUUUCAGGCACAAACUGCUUAAACGAAAAAAUGAGUUUUUCUGCCAUGCACACAUGAUGAAAGGUAAACCAGGUUAUAUGGCAAUAUGUCUAUCUUUUCCAUCCCAGAUUUGCAUUUGGUAUUUGUUGAAAAUCAGUUUGAUCUGAAAGAAGAGCAUUUACAGGAAAUGAUGAUGGUUACACAAAAUUGGCACCAUAGUCUGAGAUUUCUCCAGUUUGAACAUGCUGGAAAAUUCAAGCAUGGAAAGAUGAAAUCCUGUGCCUUGUGCCUUUACAUAUGUGACAAGUGUUGAGAUCUUAUUUUCAAUAUGCAAAAAAUUCUGAAUCCUUCAUGCUGUUUUACAGAUAACCUUUCAGUGCAGAGGAUAUCUGUAUUACCUGUCUUCUCUCUUUAAGGUAGACUCCAGGAAUGUCUGUUCUUCCCCACAUGUGCAAAUGAAAUCUAGGUGUUUCUUAUAGGUCUUAACAGGUGAAGUGAUGAAUGUUGAUUAAUUUUUCUUGCUGCGAUGAUCCUUCUGGGCUUUUCCUACCAGUACAUAAUAACGGCUGCCAAUUCCAGCCAGAAAACACAGAAAAGCCUUUUAUGAACUGCAGGAGGAGCUGGAUACAGACCCCAAUGAGUUUUAUGGAACAUCGUCAAGAUAUGCUGGAACAAGCCUGAAUCUACAAAGUACCUGCAUCCAUGUCCUGAGGAACCUAUAUGAUGCUGAGAAGAUAUUUUAUGUCACUGUCGGGCUGAUGAGUGCAUGGGGGCAGGACUCAGACGUGUUUCAGCAUGCUUAAAUGCCACAAAUCAAAGAGAAAAACAAGAGACUUUGUCUUAGCGAGGCUGACCUUGCCACCAGAACCACUGUUUUUUUUUUAGGUUUUUCUACAGGUUUAAAUGAUCCAUCUGUGUAUGCACUCAGUUUAACAUGUGCUUUAAAAUCACAGACUCCUUCUGGUUGUUAAUGAUGAUUAAAUUAGGUGCUGCUAAGGUGUUUCUUAUGUUUAUAUUUUACACAGCAGUGAUCAGAGAAUUUCCUUUUACAGUUUUUAUGCGUAAAUACAAGCUACAUCCUCAGAUUUUAGCAGAUAAAGAAAACCCUGUUCAACAAAUGUGGCUAAAUAGCUUUAUUGUUGAUUGUCGAAGAAAAUGACCCAGUAUUACGUAUCUGUGAGCUGCAAAAGUAUAUGAACCAUAACAUGUUGUUAAACCUUUUAAAGCACAACAAUAUAAACAUGUAUUGCUCUGAAUUUAGGUUUACUUAAGUAUAAAGUGUUGUACAAAGAAAGAUUUGGUGCUAAAGCAGUAUGCACAUAGAGGCAUUAUUAUAAAUAUAAUAAGCUGUUAUAAGACUCCACAGCCAAUAUAGCAGCAUCAUUUAUGCAACCAAUCUAUAUGCUGUAUGUAAGCAGAAUAUUAUCUGACAUUUUCAUCCAGAAACAAUCAUGUAAUCAUUUCACUAAGACCCCUUUUGUAUUUACAAAAUUUGGUUUAAUCCAAAAUUCAUUAUUCUAACAAUGACAGCAUCCUUAGACCAUCAGGUCUGGAUGCAGUAAAACUAGACCCAAAACAGGAUGCUGGAAUAAAACAGAAGCCUCUGUUUUUAUUAGAACACAUAACACAUUAAAACAAAUGCAAACGCAAUGACAUUAUGAAAACAUUUAAGGCAAAAUUAAUUUUGAAGAUCAGAAUAAAUAUUUCAAUAUAGAAUAAAUAAAUAAAUAUAUAUACUGUUGAAAGAUCAUAAAAACAAAACCACCACAUUGAUUUGAUUUUAAAAAAUCCUUGUCCUUAAAGUAAAACAGUAAAACCCCCACUUACACAUAAUGUUAAAUUUACAUGUUUACAUGCUUGUGCUUGUCAAAGAUACGUAACAUGAAGUUAUUUUGCUCAAUAAAAAACAAGCAAGUAUAAUGUUUUUUUUCUUAUGUUUGGUUUAAAAGCGUUUAUCAACUUUUAGGACUUGGUCAUCUGUAAAAACAAAAAAAAGCCCAAACCCUAAACAGAAGGCCUUUUUUAAGAUGACUUAAGCCCUGUUUGAAUGACAGUGUUUCCACGUAAAACGCAGAUCUUUCUCUCUUAUCCUACGUCCAUGCAGGAGAAAACACAGAGGACCAGAAACGAUGCAGUGCACAUGCCAGGCAUCUCGUGGGCAGCGAAACUUUGCAACGACACACUCAGGUGUGUGCAGCAUCCUCAUAAGCAUAAAAACUCUUCCAGAAGCAGGUUUUGCUUCAACAGACUAAAUAAAUUAAAAUGAUGUAGCAGCAGAAACAUGACCUGAAGGUCUGCUACUGUUGUUGUUGUGCUUUUCGGGGGUUAAGCAGGGUCUGAGUGCGCAAGUGCAAGAUGAUGUGAAAGAUAUCAUAAUCGCCCAAAAAAUAAAGAUAAAAAAUCCCAGUUCCAGUUGGAGGCCAUUGUUAAAUCUUUGCAUUUUUAUCUAUGUACUCUGGUACUCUGUUACCAUGGAAAUGAGAGGACAGAACAACAAAAUUCACAUUUGACUGUUUCAGCAUUGUGAUGUAAACAGAGCCUAAAAGGGGACAUUUUCUAAUGAAGGGUGUAAAUUUGAACCUUAGAGAUGCUGAGACUCCACUUAUUUACAUCAGGGGUGUCCAAGUUCAGUCCUCCAGAUCCACUAUCCUGGAACUUUUAGAUACAUUCCUUCUCCUAUACACCUGAAUCAAAUGGCUCAAUUCCCUCAUCCACAUGUCAUUCAGCUCUGCAGAUGCCUGGAAAGGAGCCAUUCAUUUGAUUCAGGUGUGUUGGGGAAGGGUUGCAUCUAAAAGGAUAGUAGAUCUUGAGGACUGGACUUGGGCGCCAUUGAUUUACAUAGUCAGAGAAGGAGUAGGUGACGAGUAUUUGCUCACCGCUUCAUGAACUCACUGUUUUUCUAAGCAUGUUGUUUUUGUGUGUGAGUUCCAGCGGAGGUGACAUGCGCAUGAUUCAUUUCCUGUAAAUCCUGGUAAACCUGUUCACUUAGUUAAUGCUUGGUUAAAAUAACAAUAAUAAAGAAAAAAAACCUUAACAAUUCUUGUUAAAACUGCAUUCAACAAGUAUCAAAAGUUCUCUCACUUGUGUUGUUGGGAUUAAAUGUCAUUGUGUCUGCUGCAUUUUAUUAGGUCGGCUAAGCAGAUUUUAAAAGUACUAAUUAAAUGUAAAAAGCCACUCAGUUAGAAAUGUGAUUAUAAGAACCUGCAUUACAUUAAGUGGUAUUUACUGUGCAAGUUAAGUAAUCUGCUACACUUAUAAGCUUCAUUUAUUCGUCUGACUGAAACCUCAAUUACUCCCAAAACUGGAUUAACUAUUUUUGACAGCUCGAUCUGAGCUAUUGCUCAUGUCAGUUUUGACAUCCCAUAAUAUUUACAUUGAAAUCUUAAAAAUCUGUCGUCCACGAGGAUGAAGGAUGUUGGUGUUCAGUUAUGUAACAAAGACAAAACUUUGUUCCUGUAUGUAGAAGAAGAUCUACGAUGAUGUGUACAGCCAGUGGUUAUUGUUGUAUUUCUAUAAAUCAUAGAGUGUAUUUUUAUUAUACUUUUAUCAAUCAUAUGUAACUGUAUGGUUGUAUUUUUGUUACCACAAAAAGCAGCUUCUCCGUAUUCAACAUCCCCCACAGCUGCAGCGCAACAGCAGAGAGAAAACGGCAAACAGGUGGAUGUUUGUGGUCUGCACAUAAAUUUUACAAACAGGUGUUUUUUAUACACACGAUAUUGAAUAUUUAUUUUUUGGAAAUGUAUAAUGCGUCAUGACAAUACUUUUAUGAAAGAAAUACAAAAAUAAAUCCUUAUUUUUAUCAACUA
Melanotaenia boesemani (Boeseman's rainbowfish) is the source of this 5566-nucleotide messenger RNA. It is a transcript of the gene il34, whose product is annotated as interleukin 34. NCBI's taxonomy places the organism in Eukaryota, Metazoa, Chordata, Actinopteri, Atheriniformes, Melanotaeniidae. Gene Ontology annotation, biological process: positive regulation of monocyte differentiation; positive regulation of protein phosphorylation; positive regulation of macrophage differentiation. The record is from RefSeq and is a predicted model, not a curated record. Gene Ontology annotation, molecular function: macrophage colony-stimulating factor receptor binding; cytokine activity. The coding region runs from base 592 to 1263 and encodes 223 amino acids. The transcript has 8 exons.